Molecule: messenger RNA, 1181 nt
Organism: Asparagus officinalis (garden asparagus)
Lineage: Eukaryota; Viridiplantae; Streptophyta; Magnoliopsida; Asparagales; Asparagaceae
Product: protein ALUMINUM SENSITIVE 3
Exons: 4
Coding region: 220-1023 (267 amino acids)
Biological process (GO): response to aluminum ion
Source: RefSeq, a predicted model, not a curated record
GCUCUCAGUAAUCCUUCCCCCUCUGUUAUCUUACCGCCAUUAGUUAAUCUUUCCCCGAAUCCAGCCGGGCCAAAAAAAACCCAGACUUCAAAAAGAUACCCAUUUUCAGGCUUCAUUCAUAAAAAGAUUCCGUCAUCAUAUAGAUUCACAAGUCAACUCACCCCACUCUCCUCUCAUCGACAAAAUCAAUUUCUCUCUCUCUAGAUUUCAAUUAAAUCCAUGGAUUUUUGGGACUCGUCGUUCUGGACCCAGUUCCUCACCGGAAUGCUGAAGCCGGUGGCGGCGACGGCGGUGGUUUUAAUGGCGGUCGUCCUCUCCUUCUCGCAGAAGCUGAAGUUGGAAGGGGAGAUGAUUUAUUCGGUCGCCAGAGCUUUUCUUCAGCUGUCGGCGAUUGGGUUCGUGCUCGAGUUCAUCUUCACUCAGGAAAACGCUGGCUGGAUCGUUCUUGCUUACUUGUUCAUGGUAUCAGUUGCUGGCUAUACAGCAGGGCAACGCGCAAAGCACGUGCCUCGAGCAAAAUACAUUGCUGGAGUUUCGAUAUUGGCUGGAACAUCAGUAACCAUGUUUUUGCUCGUCAUUCUAAACGUGUUUCCUUUCACACCACGCUACAUAAUUCCAGUUGCCGGUAUGAUGGUUGGUAAUGCAAUGACUGUGACUGGUGUUACCAUGAAGAAGCUCCGAGAAGAUCUCAAGACACAAAAAAACUUGGUUGAGACAGCGCUCGCUCUAGGUGCAACACCAAGACAAGCAACUCUCCAACAAGUAAAAAGAUCUCUUGUAAUCGCACUAUCCCCAGUUCUCGACAACGCUAAGACUGUAGGUCUCAUCUCUCUUCCAGGAGCAAUGACGGGCCUCAUAAUGGGUGGAGCUUCUCCAUCGGAAGCAAUUCAGCUGCAAAUAGUUGUGAUGAAUAUGCUCAUCGGAGCAUCCACAGUGAGCAGCAUCUUGUCGACUUACUUGUGUUGGCCUGCUUUUUUCACCAAGGCCUACCAGCUCGAACACAAAGUAUUGAGUGCGGAUUAACCCAUUUUUUCCCCCACCAUCAUCUUGGAUGUGUUACGUGAUCGAUGUAUAAGCUAUCAGGCGCUUGGUAUACUUGUCGUUUGUAUGUUGUAUAAAUUUGUAAACAGACGGUGUGUUGUAUGAUCAUCUAUUUUGCAAGUGGCUCCGUUUGGAUAUCA